AUGAGGCGCGGCGAGCGGCGCGGCCACGGCGGCGUCCUGGGCAAGGCCGCUCUGGAGGAGCAGCAGCCCCCGGCGCUGCCCAACGGCGGGGUCCCCGCUGUGGCCGAGCGGCCACGGCCAGCCGAGUCGCCGCCGUCUCUGCCGCCGGGCCCCGAGAGGGACAGCGCCGGCCUGCGCCGCAGCACCGAGUCCGAGGUGUACGACGAUGGCACCAACACCUUCUUCUGGAGAGCUCACACCUUAACAGUCUUGUUCAUCCUCACCUGUGCUCUGGGAUACGUAACCUUGUUUGAAGAAACACCCCAAGAUACAGCCUACAAUACAAAGAGAGGUAUUGUUGCCAGUAUUUUGGUUUUCUUAUGUUUUGGAGUUACACAAGCUAAAGAUGGACCAUUUUCAAGACCUCAUCCAGCUUACUGGAGGUUUUGGCUUUGCGUCAGCGUUGUAUAUGAGCUCUUCCUCAUCUUUAUACUUUUUCAGACUGUGCAAGAUGGCAGACAGUUUAUGAAGUACAUUGAUCCGAAUUUAGGUGUUCCCUUGCCAGAAAGAGACUACGGCGGCAACUGCCUUAUCUAUGAUCCUGGCAAUGAAACUGAUCCGCUUCACAAUAUCUGGGACAAACUGGAUGGAUUUGUUCCUGCUCAYUUUUUUGGCUGGUACCUAAAAACAUUAAUGAUUCGAGACUGGUGGAUGUGCAUGAUCAUCAGUGUCAUGUUUGAGUUUCUGGAAUACAGUCUGGAACACCAGCUUCCAAACUUCAGCGAAUGUUGGUGGGAUCACUGGAUAAUGGAUGUGAUCUUAUGUAACGGAUUAGGAAUCUACUGUGGAAUGAAGACUCUGUCUUGGCUUUCUUUGAAAACAUACAAAUGGCAGGGACUUUGGAACAUUCCUACCUACAAGGGUAAAAUGAAGAGAAUUGUCUUCCAGUUCACCCCAUAUAGCUGGGUCAAGUUUGAGUGGAAGCCAGCCUCCAGCCUACGCAGAUGGCUAGCAGUUUGUGGCAUAAUCUUUGUAUUUUUAUUGGCAGAGCUGAACACAUUUUACUUGAAGUUUGUCCUUUGGAUGCCGCCAGAACACUACUUGGUCCUGUUGCGCCUUGUCUUUUUUGUCAAUGUGGGAGGUGUGGCUAUGAGGGAGAUCUACGACUUCAUGGAUGACCCGAAGUUCCAUAAGAAGCUGGGUCAGCAGGCAUGGCUGGUUGCUGCUAUUACUGCCACGGAGUUUCUGAUCGUUGUGAAGUACGAUCCCUACACCCUCACGCUCUCUCUUCCUUUCUACAUUACCCAGUGCUGGAUGUUGGGGAUCAUACUUGUGCUCACCUGGACAGCCUGGCGUUUCUUCAUACGUGACAUCACCUUGCGGUAUAAGGAGAUAAGAAGACAGAAGCAAGAGCACAAAAACGAGAGAGACAAAUGCUUGAGCAACGGUGAUGGACAUUCUUCCAUACUGGAUGAACAAAACGGGAACAAACUAAGGGAAAGAAAACUUUGAGCAAUGAACAAAGGGUUAAGAGGAACUCAUAGUGCUCCAGUUAGCCUGGUGGACAGUUGCAACCCUUAUCCUACCCGAUUUGUAAUUUUCAUCGUUAGUUUUCCAACAUAUGAAAAACCUCUUGGGGGAAAAGAUGUCGCUUUGACAUACGUACCCCUCCUUGUGUAUGGCUAGUGAGAACCAGAGAAAGUCUGUGUAGAGGGAAGUAAGAGCCAACAGCAUCUCAACAAGAAGAGAUCUUCGUUCAAGUAUGUCACAUGUGUCUUCCAUGCAAAACAAGGUUUGGAGAGAAGGGACUUUAGAACAAAGUGCAAAAGGAACCUUGUUGAUUUAUUUCCAGGAAACYGAGAUUUCAAUUUUGACAUUUGGGCAGCAGGAACACUUGUUUUGGAGAAUAUGGAUAUGUUUCACAGGAAAUGGAUUUUAUAUUUCUGCUGAAACUACCUUGAGCUGUGGAGUAAUGUUAUUUAACUUUUUCAGCCACCAGUUAACAGAACUGCAGUGAGAGAAACGUAGGUAGGUGACUGAAGCUUGUGGACAAGAUGCGUAAUUGCACAGAAUAUAAUACAGUACACUACUGUUACAGCCCCUGUUAUGCAGGGGUUAUUGCCUUUCUCUAAACUGACUUUCAGCAUCCUGGAAUAGCCUAUGAUCAUUCUAGGUUAUACCACAGCCCUUGGGAGGCAGAAGACUUGUCCUUAGCUUUUUUUUUAAUUAUUAUUAAUAUUAUUAUUAUUGUUGUUGUUGUUAUUAUUGGUCAUCUCUCAAACUAAAGGAAAGGUUAAAUGRGAGACCUUAACCUGCCUUUUGUUACAUUCAUGGAGUAAAAUAUGCUACAAGGAGAAAACGGGGAGUUAUUCCUCCAGUCUUAUUUGCCUUAUUCUCACCUUAGCUUAUCAAGGGAUUUUCAUUCUUGGUAUCUGCUCUAUGAGGCAUGUCAGGUUCUGCCAUUCUUUGGGACUGCUCCGUUCCUCCCCAAAAUAACUCCAGACUCAGCAGUCCCCUGAGGCAAACUGGAGAAGCGUUCUCUGCAGUCACGCACAAAGGAAUGUGUGGCCGUCUCUGCCGACAAAACUAACUAAGGGAAAGCUCAUAGUUCUUUCCCGGGUCAUGUACAACAGUGGAGGGCCUGCAGGGCUGGCUAGGCAGCGUUAGGAAACCCAGGCUUCAUUUUYCAGGUCAUUAUUCCGAGGUAAGGUGCUGCUCCUGGCAUGAGCUUAGGGAUAGUGUCAACUUCGCCUGCUCUUAAGCCUUGGCAGUGACCUCAAGACACUGACGGACCUGUAGCCGUAUCACU
Molecule: messenger RNA, 2788 nt
Organism: Nothoprocta perdicaria
Lineage: Eukaryota; Metazoa; Chordata; Aves; Tinamiformes; Tinamidae
Gene: PTDSS2
Product: phosphatidylserine synthase 2
Exons: 12
Coding region: 1-1491 (496 amino acids)
Biological process (GO): phosphatidylserine biosynthetic process
Molecular function (GO): L-serine-phosphatidylethanolamine phosphatidyltransferase activity
Source: RefSeq, a predicted model, not a curated record